Messenger RNA from Psilocybe cubensis, 579 nucleotides. RefSeq lists its product as uncharacterized. Lineage: Eukaryota; Fungi; Basidiomycota; Agaricomycetes; Agaricales; Agrocybaceae. Bases 1 to 579 code for a protein of 192 amino acids. The transcript has 4 exons. The record is from RefSeq and is a predicted model, not a curated record.
AUGUCCCAGGACUUCACUCCCAAUCAUAUAUCCGAACUUACGUCAAGUAUGAGUCAAAUUUUGCAACUCGACUUAGAGCCCUGCGAGAAUAAUUCCAAACCGCGUACAAUUUUCAUCAAUUGCGAAGGAAAGUCUCGGGUACAAGUUCGGGAAGAGGCAGAGGAGAAGAUGGCAGAACAUUGGGGGGUCCCAAUGGAGAGAUUUACGCGCAUGCUGCCUGUUCCUGUGUUGGAAUUCAAAAUCAAAACUUCUGAAGAAGCGGGUGGUGGGGAGGCCCUCAACUUUCUCAUACUGCAAAAAGGACUUGAUGCGAAUGCGAUUAUGGAGGCAUUUAUUUUUCCGGAUUCCUGGAAGAGCGGACGCCGAAUGGUCAAAGUCAUUAAACCCACUUUUCCAGCCGGCGAGAAGGAGGUUGACUCGACUCACGACCACGCGUCAGGCAACGAGGAAGUAGCCGCAGUCAACGACACAAAAGGGAAGCAGAGAGCAAGCUCAGGCACUGCUUUACCAGACGGCGAUAUGUCAGAAGAGGAAAGGAUGCUCGAGGGCGCUUUGGCUUUAUUGUCUUUGGGAAAGUAG